UUUUUAGCUAUCUGUCACUAUCUGAUAGCGAAACCCCUCAAGUGGGUGGACACAAAAAGCACCAUUAUUGUUUCACGGGGACUGACACGAGCGGUUAAGUAGAGCGGUCAUACAAAACCACGUUUUCAAUGCAGAUGAUUUUUCCAAGCUCAAAAGGCAUUUAAGCUUGCUUUCAGCGACCAUUCUGUCUUUCACUCACUCCCUCUUUCCAUCAUGGAGAGCAUCACCUUCCAGCUCUUGCGGGACUACAGUGCAGUUGGUUUUGGAGCUAACAGGGCAUUCUCUUACCGUUUUACAAGAAAGAGCAAUCAAACACGAGUUUCCUUCCCCAAACUUAUCAGAACAUCAUCUGGCUUUAAAAGUUGUUCAGCCACUCUGUCAUUGAUGGUGGAGGUGGAAGAGAAACCAAAGUUUGACGCAGACAAAGCGGCUCUACUAGUUAAGGAGGUCAGGAAGAGCUUUAACUCCGGCAAGACAAGGAGCUACGAAUGGAGAGUGUCCCAGUUGAAGAGCAUUGAGAAGAUGAUAGAAGAAAAGGAGAUGGAGAUUACCGAAGCUCUUCAUAAGGACCUCUCAAAGCCCGCUUUCGAGGCCUUUAUUUCCGAGAUUUCACAGGUAAAAUCCUCGUGUAAGUUAGCACUAAAAGAAUUGAGCAGUUGGAUGAUUCCAGAAAAGGUCAAAACUUCACUUACCACAUAUCCUUCAUCAGCAGAAAUCGUGUCAGAACCUUUAGGAGUUGUGUUGGUCAUCUCGACAUGGAACUUUCCUUUCUUGUUAUCUCUUGAUCCGGUCAUUGGAGCUAUUUCAGCUGGCAAUGCUGUGGUCUUAAAACCGUCAGAAAUUGCUCCUGCCACAUCAUUGCUGCUCUCAAAUUUAGUACAGGAAUAUCUAGACAAUUCUGCCAUAAGAGUUGUUGAAGGGGCUGUUGAUGAAACUACUGCACUACUUGCGCAGAAGUGGGAUAAGAUACUUUAUACAGGUAGUGCAAGGGUUGCUCGCAUCGUGAUGGCUGCUGCUGCAAAGCAUCUUACACCCGUAAUCCUGGAACUUGGAGGAAAGUGCCCUGCUGUUGUUGAUUCAAACAUUGACUUACAAGUUGCUGUUAGGAGGAUAAUUGCUGGCAAGUGGGCAUGCAAUAACGGGCAAGCUUGUAUCGGUGUUGAUUAUAUUAUAACAACAAGUGCCUUUGCUCCAACGUUGAUACAUUCUUUAAGGCAUGAACUGGAGCAAUUUUUUGGGAAAGAUCCAAUGAAAUCAAAAGACAUUUCCCGCAUUGUGAGCUCAUCCCACUUUGCUCGUCUGGUAAAGCUGUUGGAUGAGGAAAAUGUAUCUGAUAAAGUUGUGUUUGGAGGUCAAAGGGAUGCGAAUCAAUUAAAGAUAGCUCCAACCAUCUUGUUGGAUGUCCCAGAGGACUCCCAGAUAAUGCAGGAGGAGAUAUUUGGGCCUUUAAUGCCCAUCCACACUGUUGAGAAGUUGGAAGACAGCUUUGAGGUGAUAAACUCGAAACAAAAGCCUCUUGCUGCAUAUCUCUUCACUAAUGAUGAGCAGCUGAAGAAGGAUUUUGUGCAAAAUAUAUCUUCAGGAGGAAUGCUCAUCAAUGAUGCCGUUAUACAUGUUGCUACGGAGGGUUUACCUUUCGGUGGAGUUGGGGAGAGUGGAAUGGGCUCAUACCAUGGGAAAUUCUCUUUUGAUGCUUUUAGCCAUAAGAAGGCAGUUCUAUACAGAAGUUUUGCUGGAGAUACAUCCAUAAGGUACCCACCAUACUCACCCGAAAAGCAAAGACUACUGAAGGCCCUGAUCAGUGGUAACAUAAUUUCCAUAAUACUUGCUUUGAUUGGAUGGUCAAGAGAUUGAAAAGAUAGACGCUGACAAAUCACAACGAAGAUCUGUUUUUCUCCAGUUGUUCUCUCAUGCAUGUCUGUUUCAUAUAAUCAAUGUCCAGAUAUGUUCUGCCAUAAUGCCUGCCAAUGCACUAAUGAGUCUGGAGUUUUUAGUUUCAA
Molecule: messenger RNA, 2000 nt
Organism: Juglans microcarpa x Juglans regia
Lineage: Eukaryota; Viridiplantae; Streptophyta; Magnoliopsida; Fagales; Juglandaceae
Product: aldehyde dehydrogenase family 3 member H1-like
Exons: 13
Coding region: 214-1854 (546 amino acids)
Biological process (GO): aldehyde metabolic process
Cellular component (GO): cytoplasm
Molecular function (GO): aldehyde dehydrogenase (NAD+) activity
Source: RefSeq, a predicted model, not a curated record